Penicillium brevicompactum is the source of this 1056-nucleotide messenger RNA. RefSeq lists its product as uncharacterized. The transcript has a single exon. The record is from RefSeq and is a predicted model, not a curated record. NCBI's taxonomy places the organism in Eukaryota, Fungi, Ascomycota, Eurotiomycetes, Eurotiales, Aspergillaceae. Gene Ontology annotation, molecular function: DNA-binding transcription factor activity, RNA polymerase II-specific. Bases 1 to 1056 code for a protein of 351 amino acids. Gene Ontology annotation, biological process: regulation of transcription by RNA polymerase II.
AUGAGCGCCACAGAGACACCUCCUGCGCUCUCUGAGCCAGAAAGUUCAGAAUCACGAAUUGCUUCAGUCAUGUCUCCUACUAUUCCAACUACUCAGGAGGGCUCUCCAAGCCUGCCUUCAAUGCCACUUUUCGACCCCACCGUGGGUUGGCUCAGCCUGGAGCUUCUCCAUCACUACACGAUUUCAACUUGCUACACGCUCUCGCGAAGCCCAGCAGUCCAGGCAGUCUGGCGUGAUGAGGCGCCUCGAAUUGGAUUCUCUGCAGCACCGGUCAUGCACGCUCUACUGGCCCUCUCCGCGCUUCACAUCGCACGCUCCGACGAAUCCCGACGCGUCAGGUACCAAGAGCUGGCAAAGGCGCACCACAACGCCGCACUUGAGCAAAUCGUCCCCAUGGUAGCAACACUUGCUGAGAAGAACGGCGCUGCGCUAUUCAUGUUCUCUACCCUGACCUGCCUGUACUCUUGCGCCAAGCCACAGGAGGAAGAACAUUUCCUGGUUCUUUUCGAGCGUGGCAAUCUAUCCAACUGGGCCCAAUUCUUCCGCGGAACGAAGACUAUCAUCGAGAGCGGAGGUGAUGAUCUCAAGAAUGGCAAGCUCGCACCCAUCUUCCUGAAUGGAUCUUUCAUUUCUGCUGCUCAUAAGUCGCCCGAGUCGCUUGAACAGGGCACGCCCUAUGUCUGGGAAUUGAAAGAGAUGGUGCAAAAGAAGUGCUCCAAGGACCCGGGUCUACUGCGUGUCUACGGAGAGGUUCUGGAUGAGCUCGCGCGCACCUUGGCUGUCACCAUGAAGCCCGACAGCAAGGGACGACUUGAGACUGCCGAUGUCUUCCGCUGGCUACUCGACAUCCCCGACGAUUAUCUGAAUCUGCUGCUUCGGGAAGAACCCAUUGCCUUGAUCAUCUUCGCUUACUGGUGUGUGGCCAUUCGUCAGAUUGAGUGGAUGUGGUGGAUGGAAGGUCUCAGUUCGCGCCUCCUGUCACAGCUCUCCUCUGUCCUGGACACCGGGAGCCGAGUGUGGCUUUUGUGGCCCGAUCAAAUCAUCAACGCAGAUUGA